AUGGCGUCCCGCGACUGGAACGCAGAGUUCCAGACGCUGCUGGAGCUGCCGGUGGCGACGCCGCAUGAGCGGCUGGUCCGCGCCGCGCGUCUGUACGCGCUGACCUCGACGUUUGCCGAGACGGCGCAGGCCAUUGCGCGGAUCAUUGUGGACGAGGCCGGGCUGCCGCAGGGUGCGCCGCGGCGGAUUCUGCCGGCGACAGAAGCCGGCGGCGUUGCCGGUGGCGAAAAGUACGUGGUGGCGUCGAUGUUCUUCAAGUUUGCGACCGACUCGCACGGUAUCUACGCUGGCGCACAGUUUGCCAUCGCCGCGGCCGGCCUCGAGCUCGAAGGCCUCCGGGCCUUCCUGCACCUCGACAUGCCUGACCUCCACUUUCCGCUCAUGACCAUCCUCGACUACCGCGGGCAUCGCAUCAUUGCGUCGUCGCUGCUCCCAAUCGACGGCUCGGCCUCGCUUAUCUACGGCUCGGACGACGGCGCCAUCACUGUCCACGACGAUGAUCCGGUGUUUAACACCAUCAUGGCGGCGGCGGCCGAGCUGCUCAAUCUCGCGCCUCAUCCUGUCGGUCGCGCCCCGCCGUAUACCACCAUCUGUGGCCCGGCCGACAUCGAGGGCCACCGCGGGAGCGACGGCAAGUACUACCUCCUCGACACUGCGCGCGUCUUCCCGCCAGAGGAGCCGUCGGAUACCGCUGUCGGCAUGCUCAUUCCUCCCGGUCCUUGGCGCGAGGCUAACGCAUCCAUCACCACCAUUGAGGUCCUCAUCGCGUCGUGGAACACCGAGGUCCUCGCCAUCCUCUCGCCGCAGGCCUCGACAGCGCCAUCGGCCUCGGUCUCCAUGGUGGUUGCCGGCGAGCUUGUUGUUUGCUUCACCGGUGCUGGUGCUGUCAACGAGGUUGCUUCGGCACUCGCCGACGGCAUCAUCCGCGGCCCGGCCGUCGUCCUUGUCGCCCUCCGCGGUUCAGUUCUCUACCGCCACCUCCCGGCCAACCUAGUGGCCGGAUACACGGCGUCGCCGCUCUCGUCUGAUGCGUUUACUGGCUUUGGCCGCGCAGACGCCGCCGUCUACAACGCAAAUGUCCGCCUCGCCACCGCACACUUGCGUGGUAGUGUUCUGCCCGAGUUUGUCGCCCGCCUCGAAAGCGCCUCGGUCCUCCCGGUCUCAGGCCACCAGAUCACCCAGUGGAUGGAAGAUCUUGGCAUUCCCGAGCGCUACCUCGGCCUUGUCCGCAUCUCACUCAAGUCUGAGGUAGUCGCGUCGCUCGUUCUCACACACAUGGUGGCCAUUGUCACUGCGCGUGCGCUCAACACCAAGAUGCGCCAGUGUUUGGACCCAUCGCCGCGGGCAGUCAUCGCACUUGCUGUCACCUACCUCAACACCGUUCUCGGCUCGUCCGAGGUCUCGACGUUCUUUUGGACCUCGGAGAUCAAGGUCCGCUUGCACAUCUCAUUUGGCCUCUACGGCUCGAUUCUCUCCGGAUCCGAGUCCGAUCCAAAGACCUCACUCGUCUCGCGGAUCUCCAAGCUCGCGCUCUUUGACACCGUUACCCGGCUCACAGGCGUGGCCUUUGAUCCUGCCGUCCGCUCGGCCGCACAGUCCGAGUCCCGCGCCACCUCGCUCACUGUCCGCACUGAGGGCCUCUUUCGGACCAAGGACCUGGCUCGCUACUUUGCGCCGGUCAUCGACGACGCCGCGCCAACAGCUCCUCCAAGCGAAGACGCGUCUGAUGCGCUCAUUGCCCGCCUCCGCGCGAGACACCGACUCGCAGUCGAGUCGCUGAGUGCGUCGGCGCCACUCGCGCUUGGCUCCGCGCUCGACGCCGCGCUGGCUGACAACGAUGCCGCGCUGGCAGCACAGGUCCUGGCAAGCGUCGAGGCGCCGGGUGCACCGCCGCUGCCGCUCGAGGUCGUUGUUGGCGCGUACUACGUCAAUGGCGUGCUCGAGCUGGAGGCUGCUCACAUCGAAGACGCUGACCGGCAUCUCUCGCUUGCGCUCGCUGCGCUCGAGCUCGGCACGGUUGCUUCACAACAUCCGCUCGGCCUUCUUAUCUUUGAAGCGCUCACCGUACUCAACGACGCCACUGGCAACAGGGUCCUGGCUGCCGCGUACUCGAAUCAGUUCUGCAAGCUCUGGAGCUCUUUUCCUCUCCUGGGCGACCGCGACGAUUUUACCCGCCACUUCCGAGGGCGCGUCUAUCCGCUCGCCUACUCUGUCGCAGCUGAGCUCGGCCUUUUCCGCCCUUCUGACACGGACUGGUCUGAUGACCGGGUUCUCAAGGUCCGUCGCCAGCUAGGCAAGCCGUCCAACACGGUGCAAGUGGAGCAAUGGCGGGAUGCGGUCUCGUUUGCAUCAACUGCCACCGGCAUUGACCUCGAUGCCCGUGGUUUGACCACCGAUGUCCUCGCCCGGUUUCCUCUCGAGGUUGCCGGUCACUCGUCGGUUCUUAAUGCGUUGAGCACUGCUACACACGCCGGUCCGCACAGACUAGUGCCUCCGCCGCAGCUGCCAGCCUCGGGGGAGUGCGGGGUAUGCAGCUCGACGGGCCGCUUUCUCUCGACGUUCUGCCGUCAUUGCAUGUCAGCUAUGUCGUUGAUUGCUUCCCGCGGUGUGCCGAUUGUCCACUCGCGCGGCUUUGUCAUGUCGGGUCGGCUCAUGGCGCUCUCGCCGCGGUUUUACGGCUACGGCCGUGACCGGAUCGGUCCUGUCGGAGGCGCGAUGUUGUCGAUAGACAUGGCGUCGACUGCCUCCUCGUUUUACCUCGAGUUCACCCUUCUCUCGACACCGCACGAGUUCCAAAUUGGGCUCGCGCCCGGGAACCACGGCCUCUUCGAUCCGCUGGGUGAGGUGGAUGCAUCAUUCGGGAUCGACCUAAUCGGCGGAAAGCUAAUCUCGCCUGUAGCGGGGCUCGCAGGUGCCUCCUCAGCACGGCUGGCAGCCUGCCCGCUGCCGGUGGGCACCGUCAUCGGUAUCGGAUUCAACGCGGCGAACGAGCGGUUUGUGUUUUCGCUGGACGGCGAGGUCGAGCCAGCGUUUGACCUUGAUCUGGCGCCACUGCUUGCCGGCGACGGGCAGCCGCACCAAGUUGCGUUCACCACCCGCGGUCGUGGUCCUCCCAUUUGGCUUGCGCUGUCGGGCGAUGCACGGGUGCCGGCAGGCGGGCUGGCUGCUGCGGGCGCGGCCACCGCCUGCGGUGUCACUGUCGACGCGUCUGUGAACGCGAACCUGAUGCGGGUGCAGACGCUUCCGACGGCACUUGAAAUGUGCGACGGAUGCGAAGCUCGAGAGCCGCAACCGUGUGUCGCAGUGUGCGGGCCGUGCACUCGUGAAACGCUGCUCAAUGUGGCAGGCAGCAGUUUGCGGCCGGUGCUGGUGCGCCUGGCUGAGAUUGCAUGCGAUUCGCUGCUCUGCUCUCAAUGCGAGCGGCUCAUCGGGCAGUUCCGUGGCGUGUGCGCAAGCUGCCCGUCGACUGCGCUCUGCAAAGCGUGCACUGUUGCCUCGCUGCAUGAUCCAACCCACGUGCUGUACGUAGAGGCACCCGCAAAAUGCGGCGCCCUUUUGAGGCACAGCAACGUGCGGUGCGACGGGUGCCGGAUCACCGACUUGGCCGGGACGCGGUACAAGUGUCGCGAGUGUGCAGACUUUGAUCUCUGUGAAGCGUGCCAUGCCAAGGGUGCUGGCGUGGAGAGCGGCAGCGAGCACACCUCGGAGCACACCUUUACUGCCAUUCCGCUCCCGAGCGUGCCGCCGCUGCAGCUCGCGCCGUCGUCACUCGUGUGGGGCCUGGGGCCGACCGUCCGCUCCGACGAGGGCGGCAGCUCAGCGUACGGCAAGAUGACGUGCAUGCGUUGCGAAGAGCACAUUGUGGGUGGAGCGGCCUUUCUUGCGUGCAGGACUGCGAUCAGCUCCCUUCACUCGCAGUACGACAACGCGCGUACAUGCCACACGGUGAUGUGUGAAGCGUGCGUGAGCGCGGAGCCGGAUCGGAUGUUUUUCCACAUGUGCUCGAUGUCGUUGCCAAGCAACAGGGAUGCCUUUCCGGGCGUGCGCAUUGGGGACAGGCUUAGCCAACUUCCACACAUGCCGGUGCUCCCGGACCUUGGCCUCGAGACGACCACGUUUGCGGUGACGCCUUUGGCGACGUCGGCGGCAAGCAUCGAGUGCAUCCGAUGCGAGCUGCCUAUCCAGACUCAUGUAGGGUUUGUGACCUCGAUUUCGCGGCCGCCGCUUGAGCGGUGCCUGUGUAGCAACUGCUUUAUGGACAUUGCGAACGGUGAGCGCAUGUCGCGGAGUAGCAGCCAUCGGUCGGAUAUGACGCCGGCACUCUGUCUCCCGCGCGACCUGUUGCGGUCAACGCUGAUUACUGCUGUGCAGGGCCCGCUUGAGUAUGGUGCUCCGGCGCUGCCGUCUGUGGAGAACGUAGUACUGCCGAAUCCCAUUGUCCACGAGCAGACUGGAGUGCCUACGGCGGUCCCGCUGGUGUGGGGCGAGUGGUUUGCGACAGGCUCCUCGCGGUCGAAUCUUACUACGUUCAAGACACCAUCGCUUGUGGCUGGACUCAUCGGAGCGCCGGUGGUAGACGUGGCUGCGUUUGAUCGCGGUGCGGUGUUUGUGGUGGGGAGCGAGAACCGGCCCGAGGUCAACAGCGUGUACAUUCUGGGCGACAAUCCGGUGCUUCUUGCGUCGUGCAACGUGUUGUACAGCCAUGUUCCGCUGCCGCUGGUGGGACUGGCGGGCAAAGGUGUGGUGCAAGUUUCUGUCGCGCCGCACGGCGCCAACGACUUUGACCGCGAGUGGAAGCAGUCUGUGUCUGUCCAUGCCACCCAUGCGCUAGCGCUCACAGCGUCUGGCAAGGUCUUCUCGUGGGGCUCGGGUGGGAUGGGGCGACUUGGACAUGGUGACGAUCUGCCGCGCAGCUCGCCACAGCUCAUCAAGGCCAUCCAAAAGCUGCGUAUUGUGCAGGUCGUGGCUGGCUACAAGGCGUCGCUGGCGCGGAGUGCGACAGGCGAGGUCUUUGGAUGGGGCUCGAAUGAGCAGUGCAAGCUCGGCGCCCCGCGAGAGACCAAGGCGUUUGCACUGCCUGUCGCGCUGGACAUACUCGCGCCGCUGGUGAUGACCGACAUGGCCAUUGGGUGCGAGGCCUGUGUCUUUCUCUCUGCAGGUGGCAAUUUGUAUGUGCUGGGGCGCGGGAGCGAGCGUCCGGCGCGGAUCAACGUGACGCCCGCGACGAUCGAGACUCGGUUUGUGGCGGUCUCGCAAAACGCCGCGGUGUCUGCAAGUGGCGAGCUGUACGUGUUUGCGCACCGAUCGCGGCGGAUGGUUGGGGUCGGCGUCCAGCGAUCGAGGCAGUUUCCGACCAAGGUCUCCCUGCAUACGCCAGGCACGCCGCGUGGACACCCGCCGCAGCGCGUGGUGGCGGUAGCGUCGUCGGACGGGGCCGCGCUGGUGGUGACGGCCGAUGGUGCGGUCUUUGGUGCCGGCUCGACACAUAUAGCGGUCGCGAUUCCACACGCCACGUCCUCGCUUCUGUUCCGGCAGAUCAAUGUGGGCCUCGUGCCCGCGCUGAGAGUGGCCAAGGCAAGCGUGGCCGGGAAUGUAGCAGUGUUGGUGGCGACAGGCCGUGGGCCGCACGAGCCGGUGUCUGCGUUAGCAAUCGAUGACGCGCGGCUGGCCGAGGCGCUGGCUGCCGAGAACGCGCUGAGCGCGAAUCGGAUGCUGCAACUCGUGUCUGUCACUGUCACGCCGCCGUCGGGCAGAGGGCCGCCGCUUGUGGUGUUGGUGCUUGAGCACAACCACGUUCAUUUUUAUCCGAUCACGACGACAGUGCGGUACUGGAUUGAGGUAUGGAGCAUGGCCGGCGAGCUGAUGGAGCGCAAGGAUCUGUCUUCAAGCCGUACCGCGCUGGUGUCGGACCGGAACGGAUGCAACCUGCGACUCAAGCUAGACGAGGGCAGGUACCGGGUGCUGUACUACCACGCGAGCAAGCAGAUCGACGCAAUGCCGAUGCUCAAGGCCGAAAUCGAGUUUGACGUCGUCGACACCACGACGCGGGAGAGGGAGGCCAAGGCAGCAGCCAAGGCUGAGGCCAAGGCGGCGCGCGAGGCGGCGCGGGCGGAGCGCGAGGCGGCGCGGCGCGCAGCCGAUCUCGAGCGGCAGCGCAAACGCGAAGCCAAGAUAGCAGCCGAGGCAAAGGGCGUCAAGGCGAGUGUCGAGUCGCAGGUGAGCGAGACGGUGGCCAACGUGCGGGAGGCGCAGGCUGCGGCGUAUGCACAGGCUGCGGCGCAGAUUGCAGCGCUGGCGCCGGCGCCCGCGGUGGCGGCUGGGUCAGACCACCCAGGUGCGCUGCCGCCGGACCACCCGCUUGCAUUUCUGGAUCCCGACAUGCCGUACGCGGAGAAGAUGGUGGUGGCGCAGGCGUUCUCUGGGGCGCUUCAGGCGGGGAUGCAGGCGAGCAUGGCGGCGCUGAUGGCGAGCACGCUCGAGCCGGAGAUCAAGUCAAAGGCGGCGAUGGCGCUGUCGACCAAGAUGGCGAGCGAGAUGCAGGCGCUAUUCAACAUUCCGUUUACGAUGUAAAGGCUAGUGUGCCU
This is a messenger RNA of Thecamonas trahens ATCC 50062, 6584 nucleotides long. RefSeq lists its product as uncharacterized. Gene Ontology annotation, cellular component: cytoplasm. The record is from RefSeq and is a predicted model, not a curated record. The coding region runs from base 1 to 6570 and encodes 2189 amino acids. Gene Ontology annotation, molecular function: zinc ion binding; mRNA binding. The transcript is spliced from 2 exons. Gene Ontology annotation, biological process: intracellular distribution of mitochondria. Lineage: Eukaryota; Apusomonadida; Apusomonadidae.